Myotis lucifugus (little brown bat) is the source of this 896-nucleotide messenger RNA. RefSeq names its product retinoid X receptor gamma (gene RXRG). The record is from RefSeq and is a predicted model, not a curated record. Gene Ontology annotation, biological process: retinoic acid receptor signaling pathway; positive regulation of transcription by RNA polymerase II; cell differentiation. NCBI's taxonomy places the organism in Eukaryota, Metazoa, Chordata, Mammalia, Chiroptera, Vespertilionidae. The transcript has 6 exons. Gene Ontology annotation, molecular function: nuclear receptor activity; retinoic acid-responsive element binding; zinc ion binding. The annotation marks the transcript as partial. Gene Ontology annotation, cellular component: nucleus; RNA polymerase II transcription regulator complex.
CCAGCCGUGCAAGAGGAGAGGCAGAGGAGCCGGGAGCGGGCGGAGAGCGAGGCGGAGUGCGUGGGGGGCGCCCACGAAGGCAUGCCCGUGGAGAGGAUCCUGGAGGCGGAACUGGCCGUCGAUUCAAAUACAGAGUCCUACGGCGACAUGAGCAUGGAGAGCUCGACCAACGACCCUGUCACCAACAUCUGCCACGCGGCCGACAAGCAGCUGUUCACCCUUGUCGAGUGGGCCAAGCGCAUCCCCCACUUCUCGGGCCUCACGCUGGAGGACCAGGUCAUCCUGCUCCGCGCAGGGUGGAACGAGCUUCUGAUCGCCUCCUUCUCCCACCGCUCGGUCUCCGUGCAGGACGGCAUUCUCCUGGCCACCGGGCUGCACGUGCACCGGAGCAGCGCCCACAGCGCUGGCGUGGGCUCCAUCUUUGACAGAGUCCUGACCGAGCUGGUCUCCAAAAUGAAAGACAUGCAGAUGGACAAGUCGGAGCUGGGGUGCCUGCGCGCCAUCGUGCUGUUUAACCCAGAUGCCAAGGGUCUGUCCAACCCCUCUGAGGUCGAGACCCUUCGGGAGAAGGUCUACGCCACCCUCGAGGCCUACACCAAGCAGAAGUACCCGGACCAGCCAGGCAGGUUCGCCAAGCUGCUGCUGCGCCUGCCCGCCCUGCGCUCCAUCGGCCUGAAGUGCCUGGAGCACCUCUUCUUCUUCAAGCUCAUUGGGGACACGCCCAUCGACACCUUCCUGAUGGAGAUGCUGGAGACCCCGCUGCAGGUCACCUGAGCCUCCGGCCGCGCCUCCCGCCCGGCGGAGCUCUGGGCAGGUGUGUGGGGACCCGUCCUGCCCACGCCCCUCCACGUCCCACCGACCCCUUCCUGCCCCUGGAAUGUGAUGUUUAUAAUAAA